Messenger RNA from Linum trigynum, 2652 nucleotides. The record is from the annotation of a GenBank genome assembly. Lineage: Eukaryota; Viridiplantae; Streptophyta; Magnoliopsida; Malpighiales; Linaceae.
ACAAAAUCGUUAUAAUUACUAAUUAGUGAAUUAAGUAAUUAACAAGAGACUUUGGGGCUAACUUAAGCUUAGUGAGGACGACACUAUACGUAUCUGUUUGAGUCCAACUGAGGGUAGGAGGUGAACUCGGGAAAGAGGGUGAGAAGAAUAAACAACAAGAGGUCUGGAAAUGGAGUUAUUCUUAGAAAGAGAAAGAGUUGUUUGCAGGACUAGUGAGAGAGUGAAAAAUGCGGUCCCCUCACCCAUCGGAGUAAAUGCCAUAUUUAUAGGCUACAUGGUGGUGGGUGAGUUGCAUGGUGACAAGACUACUGUCAUGUCAGAACUUUCGGCCAUUCUCCUACCUAGGACUAGGGGACUUGUCCAUCAUUGUACCUAGUACUCUGAUGUGACCACUCUUCGAGUGAUAGGGUGUCGUUUUCGAGGCAGGCUUGGUCUGGUCAACUCUUGGCUGAAACGCCAUCGUUCGGUCGUUUGGAGUCCAUGUCCGCGCGUGAGGCUUCCUCGCGCUUAAACUUCUCGCGUAAGCGCGGCUUCGGUUACGUCCCUGCUAGCGCGCCCAACCACUAAGGACGGCGUCGCGCUGGCUUCUUGGCGCGCCUGGACCCGAGCCAUAUGCCCAACAAUUGCCCCCAUCAUGUGGUAUUCUUCGGAUGCCGCCUGUUUGAUUUCCACAAGGUUGGCUCGGGUCUGGGUUAAAUCCGCGAGACUAUUGGGUUCGGGAUUGAUUUUUAGCGCGUCUCGUGUUUUCCGUGGAGUGGGUGGUACGUUUUUUCUGACGCGGAUGCGCGUGGUUGGGCUUGGGUGUGACUCUUUUUCUCUUCUUGUGUGCGCCAUGCCCCCCAGUCGGUGCACGUAUGCGCGUGAGCGACGUGGUUGGAUUCACGUGUGAUUUUUUCUCUUCGCGGGUACGCCAUGCCCCCCAGGCGGUGUGCGGAACUUGUGACGUCAGCGGCUAUAGACUGCCUAGGGUAGGUGUCCACGUGUCGUUGGCUGAUUGCUCCAGCUAGGCGGCGCUUUUGAAAUUUGAAAAACUCUGACAGUUAUGAUUUGACGGUUGCGAUUCCCGAUGCAACUUUAACCCUUCGGUUUCCCUCUGUUGAUUAUAAGUAGCAGUCGAUAAUUGAGGAGAAGAUCACUUUGCUAUUUUUUGGCUUUGCUUCGUCUUCCCUUCCUUCUCCUUUCGUUUCGUUCUUCUUCGAGAUUCCUCUCCUUAUUCUACAACCUUAUUUCUCUCGUGUUGUUGCUAUUACUCAGAGGAGUGCCAUGGUGAACAUCAAUAUUGACGAGAUUCAGGUCGUGCAAGACGAAGAAGGUAAUCUUUCAUCCCUUUCGCAUAUUUCUACCGAUCCUUCACUGGAUCUGGUUGAUUCCGACGACGGUGGCAACGGCAGAGCUGGUGAUGAUGGAGUUCCGGAGACGCCGUCCUACGACGCCGAUUCGGGGCACGAUUUCGUGCCCGAUUCUGAUUUGGAGAUGGUGGAGUUUGAAGAUAAGGGAGAGAGCUCGCGCGCUCGCGGAGUUUUGAUUAUACGCCGCGACCGCGCGGGUAGAUAUGAAGGGGCGGAGGGUUCGAUGCGCGAAGGGUCUGAAACCCAGUCUGAGCCACUGUGUGUCGCGCGCAUCUCCGAGUCGAUGGCCCGACUUGGGCCCCACGGUGGGCGCCAAUUGUUUGAGUCCAACUGAGGGUAGAAGGUGAACUCGGGAAAGAGGGUGAGAAGAGUAAACACCAAGAGGUCUGGAAAUGGAGUUAUUCUUAGAAAGAGAAAGAGUUGUUUGCAGGACUAGUGAGAGAGUGAAAAAUGCGAUCUCCUCACCCACCGGAGUAAAUGCCAUAUUUAUAGGCUACAUGGUGGUGGGUGAGUUGCAUGGUGACAAGACUGCUGUCAUGUCAGAACUUUCGGCCAUUCUCCUACCUAGGACUAGGGGACUUGUCCAUCAUUGUACCUAGUACUCUGAUGUGACCACUCUUCGAGGGAUAGGGUGUCGUUUUCGAGGCAGGCUUGGUUUGGUAAACUCUUGGCUGAAACGCCGUCGUUAGGUCGUUUGGAGUCCAUGUCCGCGCGUGAGGCUUCCUCGCGCUUAAGCUUCUCGCGUAAGCGCGGCUUCGGUUACGUCCCUGCUAGCGCGCCCAACCACUAAGGACGGCGUCGCGCUGGCUUCUUGGCGCGCCUGGACCCGAGCCAUAUGCCCAACAUUAUCUUAUCUUAAAAUAUAUUAAAGGGGUUUGAGAAAAACACCCACUCCACGUCAGUUUUAACGCUUCCUCUUAAUUCUCGGUAGUUUUUUUUUUCCCUUUUUUUCUUUUUAUGGUUGGUUUUGGGCUUUUGGGUUUUGGCCGCACUUCAGUUUUUUUUUUUGGUCGAUUAACUCUUAAUCCGAUUUUUUAGCAAGCAUAAAAGGUUGGGUGUGCCUACGGUGACAUGCAUGUCACGGUGACUUGCACUUUCUGGUCGACCUCAGUUAGGAUUAGGUCGACCUCAUUUAGAAUUCGGUCGACCUCAUAUAGGAUCUGGUCGACCUCAUUUAGGAUUCGGUCGACCUCAUAUAGGAUCAGGUCGACCUAAUCUGUUGUUUAAGUGUAAAAACAGUUCAUGGUGCAUACUUUGGAUAUUCAUAUCAUACAAUUGGCUAGAAUGAAAUUGAAGACUAAUG